UUCGGACACAGGAAGAUAAAUCUCAUCGACAGAAAUUGGCCCUAACACAAGUUCUCGGGGUUUCGAAGGGCCUAGCAUACCUGCAUUCCAGGGGGAUCAUUCAUGGCAACCUUAAUCCUAGGAAAAUUUUCGUCGAUUGUACUCCCGAGGGUCCUGUUGCUAGGAUUGGUGGCUUUGAUUUGGCUUAUUCUCUCAGGGAAACACCUAUCCUUCCCAGAGCAGAACAUAGGACGUCUAGGCUUAUACGUUAUACUCCACCCGAAUUGCUGAUCAGAGACGGAAUUGAAUGUGAUGUGGGUGGUGAUAUCUGGUCCUUCGCAUAUACUUCGAGGAGAACCUCCAUACAAGACUACUUGGGACGACUUGCUUGUCCCACGUGUAGCCAUGAAACAUGUUUCCCCAUACGAGUGGGCGGACUCAGAUGAUGUAGAGCGUGUUCUGAUGGGAUGUCUGGAUUAUGAACCCGGUAGACGACCUCCCAUUGACGAGGUUGAUGCACGACUAAAGCAAGCAGCUACCGGGGAACUUUCAUUCCCCAUUCACGCAGACAUAGAACGUGAACUUAUGCAGGAAGAUGAACGGAACCUCACCGGAAAAAUACAAUCGGAGCAACUACUAGCACUUGAAGGUCGAUUCUCGUAUCCGUACAAGGGGAUUUAUAAAGACAAGCCAGUCUGCAUCCAACAGAUCAAUCUCUUGGAUCCGCGAGCCCUGAGUGAUGCCAUGCGUGCCUUGAAGAGGCAGAUACGUUUAUGGCGUCGAUUGAUACAUGCCAACAUUGAGAGGCUCCACGGAUGGGUGCUAUCUGCAGGAACUGAACCAGUAAUCAGCUUUAUCUCCGCUUGGUAUGCUCACCGCAAUGUGAUGGAGUAUCUGCGCCAACACCCAGAUACAAAUCGUCGCAAGAUGGUGUAUGACAUUGCGCAGGGUCUUGGCUAUCUUCACUCGAAGGAGGUCGUACACGGAAACAUUAACCCGGAAAAUGUUGUAAUAGGGGAUGAAGGCAAUCCCCGCUUACGUGGAUUCCAGUUCUCAUACGAUCGUUUGGACCAAUUACUUCCCCCCGACAUCCAUAGUGGCCUCAGUCCCCGUUUUGUAUCACCCGAAUUCCUCAAUGGCCUCACAUUAAUCCCGGAUCAAGGAAGUGAUGUUUGGGCUUUCGGUUGUGUCACUGUAGAAAUACUCAUCGGUGAACCUCCUUAUUCCUACCUACCCGACGUUAGGGUUCCUGUCGUUGCCGCAAACCCCAGAAGGCCUUAUGAGUGGGGAGAUCUUGAUGAAUUUGAAAGCGCUAUUGCUAAAUGCCUGGCAUAUCCUCCGGAUAAUCGAAUAAGCAUUAACAACGUCGGUGAUAUUUUGGAGUGAGUCCCUACCAAAUAAUUAGAUAAUUUUCCAUUUACUCCCAUCAGAUCGUGGUUAGCAGCAGAAGUUACCUCUGAACCACCUGAUAUCUCCAACAACGUCAAUGAUCCC
Cantharellus anzutake is the source of this 1473-nucleotide messenger RNA. Its product is annotated as kinase-like domain-containing protein. The coding region runs from base 292 to 1365 and encodes 357 amino acids. Gene Ontology annotation, cellular component: cytoplasm. The transcript has 10 exons. Gene Ontology annotation, molecular function: ATP binding; protein serine/threonine kinase activity. NCBI's taxonomy places the organism in Eukaryota, Fungi, Basidiomycota, Agaricomycetes, Cantharellales, Hydnaceae. The record is from RefSeq and is a predicted model, not a curated record. Gene Ontology annotation, biological process: protein phosphorylation.